UUGAAUUCCACCAAAAUUCGUUCUGAGAUCGACUCCCUGAGCGGAUAUUGAAGAGACAUGACUUAUUGACCAAAGUUGAUGGGUUUGUUUCCUCAAAAAAAUAUACAGUAGCAUACAAACUUUUUGUUGUUGUUGUUUAUAUAGUUAGCUGUGUUUUUGAAUUGUAAUAUUUUAUUUUAUACCUCUGACAUGAGCGACAGCUUCGAAGACAACUUUUUGAAUUUGCUCUUUGAGCAAUCGGUGGUGAAUCGGUCAGCUGAGUCCACGCAAGAUGUAAACUUCUCGGCAGGAUAUUUCACAGCUCAGCACGACUGCAGCCAAGCCGCCUUCGGUCCCGGCUACCUCAUGGCCGGUGGCCACAGAGCCGCGGCGGGAGGGAACGGGAGCGGCGCUCCGUACCCCUCCCCGUUCAGCUACGACGCCGGCGGCGGCGGCCUCUUCAAGUGCCCCAAAAUCCACAUCACGCCCGGCGAGCAGGUGGACCCUACGGUCCUGGCCUACGACUCGUCGUUCCUGUCCCACCGGGACUCCCCGCACAGCCUGAGCCCGACGCGCAGCCUCUCCCCGCACAGCUGCCACUCGGACAGCUCCCAGGGGGGCGAUCGAUACGUCCACGAGGUGGACGACGUCGAGCAGGAGAUCGUGCCCAGCACCGAGAGGAUCAACCUGCUCCCCUCGCCCUGCGGCAACGAGGGCGGCUGCCCGCCGGAGGCGCGCCACACGCGGCCAGGGUCGCCGUGCAAGAGGCGCUACCCCGAGUCGAUGGAGCGCGACGAACGGGAAGACGGAGACGGCGUCGGUGGCGACUUGGCGAUGGCGUUCGCCGUGGAUCGCCACCACUACCAGCAGCAGCAGCAGCUGCAGCAGCAGCAGCAGCACCCUCACCACCACCACCCUCACUACCAGCACCUAUACCACUACCAGCAGCAGCAGCAGCAACAGCAGCAGCAGCACCACGCGCGCUCACGAUCGUUGUCCCCCAAGCGCACGCAGGGACUGGCCCCGGGCCUCGGGUGCCCCUACAGCCUCACGCGCAGCACGGAGCUGCUGCACCACGCGUCGUCCUACGAGCACGACGGCAGUGGCCACGACUCCCCGAGGGCCAGGAAGGAGGCUCGGCCCUCUGUGGGAGGGCGUCACUACGACUCGUUGCUCUACCAGUACCACGGGCUCGACAAUUACCGCCUCGCGGUGCCGCCCGUCGUCAGCAUGCAGCCGGCAGAUAUGUGCACCCACAGCCCCUUCCUUAGGAGCGACGUGUACCCGCCGCUCGACUGGCCCCUACCGAGCCAGUCGGGCUCCUACGACCUCCGUCUGGAGUCCCAGCCGCGUUCUCACCACAGGGCCCACUACGAGACGGAGGGCAGCCGCGGGGCCGUCAAGGCCCAGGAGGGCAGCCACAUCAGGGUCAAGCUCUGCGGCUACAGCAAGACGCCGCUCAUGCUGCAGCUUUUCAUCGGCACGGCGGACGAGCGGCCCGUGCGGCCGCACCCCUUCUACCAGGUGCACCGCGUCACCGGCAAGACGGUGCUGACUCCGAGCCGCGAGCUGGUGCUGGGCGACACCAAGGUGCUGGACAUCCCCAUGCUGCCCGAGAACGGCAUGCUCGCCACGAUCGAUUGCGCGGGCAUCCUGAAGUUGCGCAACGCCGACAUCGAGCUGCGCUCGGGCGAAACCGACGUGGGCCGCAAGAACACGCGCGUGCGCCUCGUGUUCCGCACGCACGUGCCCCAGGCCGGAGGAGCGGAGCCCGUGUCGCUGCAGGUCGCCUCCAUCCCCAUCGAGUGCUCUCAGAGAUCCGCACAGAAGCACCCUCUGAUUGAGCGGUUGAGCAUCAACAGCUGCUCUGUGAUGGGUGGGGACGAGAUGGUCAUCACUGGAAGCAAUUUUCUUCCAGAGUCGAAGGUCAUCUUCACACAGAAGGGGGAAGAUGGACGGACUGUGUGGGAGAAGGAGGUCGACCUUACGAUGGAGAACUUCCAUUCGGCCAAAGCCUUGGUGCGCGUCCCACCGUACCAAGACCGCAACGUCGCAGCGCCCGUGAGCGUACAGGUUUACGUCUGCAACGGAAAGCAGGAAAAGAGCCAGAACCACUCCCUCACUUACCUGCCGCUCACAGGUGUCCCAAUAAAGCAGGAGACGCCGUGCGAGUUCGCCCACCAGAUGGUCCACACGUUCAGACCCGCGUCCCCCCUACUACCUGCCACCGCGUACGGCGGCAGCGGGGCCUCCCCAUCGCCGCCUCGGCCGAUGGCGUUCCCCGUCUCCCGCGGCGUGGCCUCGCCCCAACCGCUUGUCGUCCCCGCGCGGCUCUCGUCAUCUCCUUCCGAGCAGAUCACCGUCUCCGCCCGCCUCUCCCCGUCCCACAAAGCGGCGGCGGCGGCGGUGUCACCCGGAAGCUCGCCGACGCUCACGGCCGGUUCCGGCGCGAGGCUCUCCGCGAGCCCCGGCCGGUCGUCCGCGUUCUCCUCCGCCGCCGGCGUGCCGUCGCCCCGGUCGAGCUCCCCCUCCGCCUCGGUCAUCGGCAUUGGCGGCGGCGGCAUCUUCUCGCCGCUCCGCGGAGUCGCCCACGCCGCUCCGGCGAACGUCGCGGCCACGGGGCCACCGGGAGGCCCCGCGAUCGCAUUCGGCCCCGCGGGCCGGCAGCAAGCAUUUGCGACCGACGUCCCCAACCAGGCCUCCCGCCUCUCGUUCGGGCCAGAUUGCGGCGCCCAGCCUCCGACCCUGCUCGUGGGCCAGGCCGCCCGGUGGCCCGAGGGCGGGGGCCUCCGCCGUCCCGUCGCCAUCUCCGGAGCCGCUCCGCCCUCCGCGGGCCGGGCCGACGCCUCGUGCUCCUUCCGGAUGGCGCAGCCAACGCCGCCGCCGCCGAGCGGACACCGGGCGGGCCGCGACGCGUCGGGGGAGCGGACGCCGUCCGCCUACGGGGAGAUGCCGGCGUCCGGCGGAGCAGAGGUCGCGGGGUCGAAGGGCUCGCCUGGUGAGAGGCCGCCGUUUGGGACGGCGGGAGGGCGGGGGGCGAACUGCGGCGUGCCGUUCGGAGAGGCGCCCGCGUGGAACCCGGCGGCGGUGAAGGAGGAACCCCCAGGACGGAGACGUGUUUGGCAUGAAGGAGUUCAGCAUGCUGGAGGAUGGUAG
Molecule: messenger RNA, 3135 nt
Organism: Lethenteron reissneri (Far Eastern brook lamprey)
Lineage: Eukaryota; Metazoa; Chordata; Hyperoartia; Petromyzontiformes; Petromyzontidae
Gene: NFATC1
Product: nuclear factor of activated T cells 1
Biological process (GO): regulation of transcription by RNA polymerase II; calcineurin-NFAT signaling cascade; cytokine production
Cellular component (GO): transcription regulator complex
Molecular function (GO): DNA-binding transcription factor activity, RNA polymerase II-specific; transcription factor binding; RNA polymerase II cis-regulatory region sequence-specific DNA binding
Source: RefSeq, a predicted model, not a curated record